This is a messenger RNA of Ricinus communis (castor bean), 795 nucleotides long. RefSeq lists its product as uncharacterized. The transcript has a single exon. Lineage: Eukaryota; Viridiplantae; Streptophyta; Magnoliopsida; Malpighiales; Euphorbiaceae. The coding region runs from base 1 to 795 and encodes 264 amino acids. The record is from RefSeq and is a predicted model, not a curated record.
AUGCCAAAGUAUGUGAAGUUUUUAAAAGAAAUUCUAAGCAAUAAGAGGAAGUUAGAGGAUUUGGAAUUGGUGACCUUGAAUGCAGAAUGCUCAGUAGUGUUUCAGAGCAAGAUUCCAGUCAAACGACGCGAUCCAGGGAGUUUUACUAUACCUUGUUUGAAUGGGGAUAAAUUGAAAUUGCUAGCAUUAGCUGAUUUGGAAGCUAGCAUCAAUUUGAUGCCUAGUUCAUUGUUUGAGGAGUUAGGACUAAGCACUUCUAAGCUAACUCCUACCAGGAUUAGUAUACAACUAGUAGACAGAACUGUUAAGUACCUGACAGGGAUUAUAGAGGAUGUGCUAGUUAAAGUUAACAAAUUUAUAUUUCAUGUGGAUUUUGUUGUCAUGGAUAUGAAUGGUGAGAGUGAUGUCCCAUUGAUCCUAGGUAGACCAUUUUUAGCUACAUCUAAAGCUUUGACAGAUGUUAGUAGCGAAAAGUUGGAACUUAGGGUAGAUGAUGAGAGCAUUACAUUUGAUUUGACUAAAUCCUUGAGAUACACAUAUGAGCAUGAUGGUACUGUCUGUUCGAUUGAUUUUAUCAAUGAUAUUGUGGAAUCUCAAUUGCAGGAAAUAAUGAUUGAUGAUCCUUUGCAAGUGGCAAUGCAAGAAAAUGAGGAUAAUUUAUCCAAUGAACAAGUGUUAGAGCAACUAGAGCACUUAUUAGCUGCUGAUGUUAAUGAUGAAAAGACUGAUGGUUUUGUUGAUCUUGACAGGUCAGGAGAAGCCGAAGCCUUCUUUGGAGGAGCAGCCCGUUCUUGA